Varanus komodoensis (Komodo dragon) is the source of this 3816-nucleotide messenger RNA. It is a transcript of the gene MCM4, whose product is annotated as minichromosome maintenance complex component 4. Gene Ontology annotation, cellular component: MCM complex; nucleus. Lineage: Eukaryota; Metazoa; Chordata; Lepidosauria; Squamata; Varanidae. The coding region runs from base 118 to 2724 and encodes 868 amino acids. Gene Ontology annotation, biological process: DNA replication; double-strand break repair via break-induced replication; mitotic DNA replication initiation. Gene Ontology annotation, molecular function: ATP binding; single-stranded DNA binding; ATP hydrolysis activity. The transcript is spliced from 17 exons. The record is from RefSeq and is a predicted model, not a curated record.
AAAAACAUCAAGCUAGAGAAGCAAUUUCUACAAGCUCGUCCUUACUGGAACAGCAUGUUUGGUCACUUCCUCUGCCCCCAUUCAUAACAACAGUACCGUAUAAGGAUUCCUCCAGCCAUGUCUUCGCCAGCGUCUACCCCGAGCCGUCGCGGCAGUAAACGCCACCGAGCCGGAGGCGGUCCAGGCAGCACGAAUCCCCCUACGCCUGCCUCUGAAGAUGUUCAGUCCCCACCAUCACAGCGACGUCACCCAGAUGACUCCACAUCUACUGGAGACUUACAACCAAUGCCAACUUCUCCACCAAAUGAUACACAAAGCCCAAAUGUUCAAGACACUCUGUUUUCCAGCCCACCACAGUUUCCACAUUCAGUUCCACUGGACUUGGAUAUUAGUUCACCAUUGACUUAUGGCACUCCCAGUUCUCGAGUAGAAGGAACCCCAAGGAGUGGUGCACGAGGAACUCCAAUUCGACAGAGGGCUGAUCUUGGCUCUGUUCGCAAAGCUAGGCAGGUGGAUCUGCAUUCUGAUACGCCUCUAGGAGAGGAUGCCAUGGCAAGUGAACAGUCUCUUGGACAAAAACUUGUGAUUUGGGGAACAGAUGUCAAUGUGGCAUCAUGCAAAGAAAGGUUUCAGAGAUUUCUUCAGCGUUUCAUUGAUCCAACAGCUAAAGAAGAAGAAAACAUUGGCUUGGACCUUAAUGAACCUCUUUAUAUGCAGAGACUAGAGGAGAUAAACUUGGUUGGAGAACCAUUUCUGAACGUAAACUGUGGCCACUUAAAAUCAUUUGAUGAAAAUCUUUACAAACAGCUGAUGUGCUAUCCCCAGGAAGUUAUUCCAACAUUUGAUAUGGCUGCUAAUGAAAUUUUCUUUGAGCAUUACCCUGACUCAGUCUUAGAACAUCAAAUUCAAGUUAGACCAUACAAUGCAUUAAAGACAAGAAAUAUGAGGAGCCUUAACCCAGAAGAUAUUGACCAGCUUAUCACUAUAAAUGGCAUGGUAAUCAGAACCUCCCAGUUAAUUCCAGAAAUGCAGGAAGCUUUCUUCAAGUGCCAAGUCUGUGCUUUCACAGCAAGAGUAGAAAUUGAUCGUGGCAGAAUCGCUGAACCAUCAGCAUGCAAGAACUGUAACACCACACAUAGUAUGGCUUUGAUUCACAAUCGUUCUUUGUUCUCAGAUAAACAGAUGAUCAAACUGCAGGAGUCUCCAGAUGAUAUGCCAGCUGGUCAGACACCAUACACAAUUGUUCUCUUUGCUCACAAUGAUCUAGUGGAUAAGGUUCAGCCAGGUGACAGAGUUAAUGUUACAGGCAUCUACAGAGCAGUCCCUGUUCGUGUCAUUCCAAGAAUGAGCACUGUAAGAUCUGUCUACAAGACUCAUGUUGAUGUUAUUCAUUACUGCAAAACUGAUUCAAAACGUUUGCAUGGCAUUGAAGAUGGAGCAGAACAGAAAAUGUUUACAGAGGAGCAUGAGAAAAUGCUUCGAGAGCUUUCUAGAAAACCUGAUAUUUAUGAUAGGCUUUCCUCAGCAGUUGCUCCAAGUAUUUAUGAACAUGAAGAUAUUAAAAAGGGCAUUCUUCUUCAGCUCUUUGGAGGAUCAAGGAAAGAUUUCAGCCACACUGGCAGAGGUAAUUUUCGUGCUGAGAUCAACAUUCUACUCUGUGGAGAUCCUGGUACCAGCAAGUCACAGUUGCUUCAAUAUAUCUAUAACCUAAUUCCAAGAGGCCAGUAUACAUCUGGGAAAGGCUCUAGUGCUGUUGGUCUUACAGCAUAUGUGAUGAAGGAUCCUGAAACAAGACAGUUAGUAUUGCAGACUGGAGCCUUGGUCCUCAGUGAUAAUGGGAUUUGCUGUAUUGAUGAGUUUGAUAAAAUGAAUGAAAGUACAAGAUCAGUGCUUCAUGAAGUCAUGGAACAACAAACAUUGUCUAUUGCUAAGGCUGGAAUUAUUUGUCAACUAAAUGCUCGUACCUCCAUCCUGGCAGCUGCUAAUCCAAUAGAAUCCCAGUGGAAUCCAAAGAAAACUACUAUUGAAAACAUUCAACUUCCCCAUACGUUGUUAUCUAGGUUUGACCUUAUUUUCCUUAUGUUGGACCCACGAGAUGAAGCAUAUGACAGACGUUUGGCACAUCACUUGGUUGCACUAUACUAUCAAACUGAAGAGCAGGUUGAAGAAGAGUACAUGGAUAUGGCAGUAUUAAGAGAUUAUAUUGCUUAUGCUCGUAGUUACAUCAAUCCAAGACUGAGCGAAGAAGCAAGUCAAGCUCUUAUUGAGGCAUAUGUGGCUAUGAGGAAGAUUGGAAGUGGUAGAGGAAUGGUUUCUGCAUAUCCUCGACAGUUGGAAUCUUUGAUUCGUCUAGCAGAAGCUCAUGCUAAAGUGCGCUUUUCUGACAAGGUGGAAACAAUAGAUGUAGAAGAAGCAAAACGUCUUCAUCGCGAAGCUCUAAAACAGUCUGCUACUGAUCCAAGGACUGGAAUUGUGGAUAUAUCUAUUCUCACAACAGGAAUGAGUGCUACUGCCCGUAAACGCAAAGAAGAACUGGCUCAAGCUUUGAAGAAACUGAUUCAGUCUAAGGGCAAAACACCAGCUCUAAGAUACCAGCAACUUUUUGAUGAUCUUCGUGCACAAUCUGAAACGGCUAUUACUAAAGAAAUGUUUGAAGAAGCGCUUCAUGCACUAGCUGAUGACGACUUCUUGACUGUGACUGGGAAGACUGUUAGAUUACUCUAAAUGAACCCCUAUUUUUUACAAUAAGCUCAUUAUAAGGAUUCCUGAUAUAACUUGCUUUUGUAGAAAAUGCUUAUGUAAUUUAAAAAAAAGUUUUCUAUUUGAAAGCCAGAGGGCCAUAAAUGCCACCACUGAAAAUCAGUGUCUAAUUUUUCGCAUUUAAAGACCAUCUUUUAGGCACAACAGACUAUAAUGUUAUGCACACAUUUUUCUUUCAACAUGUUUUUAUUCUUUUAAAACCUCAAUAUGGAUUGUAAUAUCAAACUACUAUUAUGGAAUUUGCAUUCCUAUUUGGUUGUAGCAGUGCUUACACAUACUAGAUAUGGCCUGUGAAGAAUGUGUUUGCAACAAAAUAUAAUUGGUAAACUGGAUUUGAUCGUGCAUUUCAAAAAUGGAAUAAGAUGUAUUGGUUAGACUGAACAAUGUCAAUUGAUACUUUGUAUAAAGAAAGCAAACUGAGUUUUAGAUAAUGUUAAACUAUACUACAUAAACCAUGGUUUAAAGUUGUUUAUCCAUGCUCAUAUUUCAUCUGUUCAGCAUCUACCUCUUGAGGUAGACCAGUGGCUGGUAUCUUGAGUCCCUCAUAAGCCAUAGUUCAAACAUACUUGGCAAACCUUAGUUAGACUGCACAAGGUUUGUGCAAUUAAAGACAAAAUAAUCACACAGAACCUCAAUAAAUGAUAGACAUUGUGGUAUAAACUUUUGAUUUGUUUAUGCCAAGACUGGGUUCAUUGCUACACAACUGAAAGUAAGCUUUAUGUUAUGUCCUGGAAUAAUUAAUAGAUUGCACUGCUUAUCAUACUUGUCAUCCUAAUUCCUCAGCAGAAUAACAAAGCUAUCAUUGUACAAAGUAAAAUCACUGUGUCAGUAGUCCUUUUGUUUGCUGUCAUUAUUUCCACGAGGAGAUGGAGGCAGCCUUAACAUUUGACUCAAGUAAACUGUUCACCUCCUGGGCUUUUCAGGGAAGCAAUUACAGCAGUAGUUAUCAAUAAUAAGCAUUUGCUUGUUUUUAAAGAAGGAAUGCUAGGUAAAUGAUAUGUAAAAGGCAAAUAAAGAUCUGUUAAUUGUAUUAGUAAAACUUUUAUGACUACCACA